AUGGAGCCUGCUACCUCAAUCUGCCACAUCCCGGGCGGCUACUCUGUCACAGCUGUAACAACGCCUAAGGAUGUUGAGGAUACAGCAGCGCUAUUCCAAGAGUACGCUGUCUCAUUGGGGAUCGACCUGGCAUUCCAAGGCUUUGACUCCGAAUUAGCCAAUCUCCCAGGGAAGUACAGUCCUCCAACUGGAUGUCUCUUAAUUGGCAGAUCCAGCAAUGGCGAGGCAAUCGGGUGCGUUGGGCUGCGAUCCUUGGAUGCCGAUACGUCUGAGAUGAAACGGCUCUAUGUAUCCCCCUCAGGUCGCGGCAGUGGACUUGGCAAGGCACUCGCACAGCAAGCUGUAGAACAAGCAAGGCGGCUAGGUUAUCGUAGGAUACGGUUGGACUCUCUGCGCAGUAUGAAGGGUGCGCGGGCAUUGUAUGCAAAACUGGGAUUCCUUGAGAUUGAGCCCUAUUACAAUAAUCCAGAAGAAGGCGCUUGUUUUCUAGAGCUAGUACUACGCUGA
Neoarthrinium moseri is the source of this 507-nucleotide messenger RNA. RefSeq lists its product as uncharacterized. Lineage: Eukaryota; Fungi; Ascomycota; Sordariomycetes; Amphisphaeriales; Apiosporaceae. The coding region runs from base 1 to 507 and encodes 168 amino acids. Gene Ontology annotation, molecular function: acyltransferase activity, transferring groups other than amino-acyl groups. The transcript has a single exon. The record is from RefSeq and is a predicted model, not a curated record.